Molecule: messenger RNA, 1040 nt
Organism: Lobosporangium transversale
Lineage: Eukaryota; Fungi; Mortierellomycota; Mortierellomycetes; Mortierellales; Mortierellaceae
Exons: 6
Coding region: 1-585 (194 amino acids)
Cellular component (GO): transport vesicle; BLOC-1 complex
Source: RefSeq, a predicted model, not a curated record
AUGGAGAUUGUACUGCCAUUGAGUGUACCAGUAAGAAAACGUUCUGAAUGCUCAAAAGACUUUUUUUUGAACUCACAAGCAGAUACAAGAACAAUGCAGACUCAACAGAAUACUAUCAAAAGGAUGCCAGACAAUCAGCGUAUGAUUGGAGACAUACAUGGUUUGUACUCGCACAUCCUAGGUGAUCCUCAAGUGAAUGUCGACAAGGCUAUCAAUACGUUUUUGAAGGAAUUUGAAACAAAAAAGCGGACAUCACUCACAGAGAAUCAUCAAAGGAUAGCCUCUAUGCUCAAACAAUCAUCAGGAAAUAUCGCGCAGGCAAAGGAAUUAUUCGAUACAGACCUUAAUUGUACGAAGCAGAAAGCAAGGACGACCCUUGAAAGGCUUCAGGCUCUAAGCCAGUCCAUAAAAGAGGGCGCACAGAAAAAAGAUAGGAGUAUUAGCGCGACACAACGGGCAAAAGAAGCAUUUCAAAAGGAUAUCGAUGAAGCAAAAGAGGCAUUUGAUCAGGAAAUGGCUUUACGACAUGCGGAUGUCGUGAAGCAAUAUGUUGGCACCUUUGUACAGCAGAUCGAUCAUUUCUAAAAAAAAAAAAAAGGAUUCCCAACAGCUGUCUUUCUAGGAUGAGCAUUUGCAAGGAAACACCCUUCUCGACAUAACAUGUUGCACGUCCGUUGUACGACGGUCCAUAUCGCACCAGAAUACAAUAUCCAUGAUUACAGCAUUAACAACAGUAGCAGCACUAUAACCGCUGUUAUUAUAUUUGAUCCAACUGCAUCUUUUUUUUAUUGUUAUUGUUAUUAUUUACUUUAUUCCUUUCGAGAAACGACCCUGUGCUUAGUGGACGCCAGGGCCAUGGCUCUUGGCCUUCUUUUUGAGCUCUUCUUCCUUUUGCUUCUGCUCCCGUUGUAGCUUAGCAUGGUCGACUUUCCCUUCAGCAAGGUCGUUGAGAUAUUGAAUCUUGAGUUUGUCCAUGUCUGCUUGCGUUGUCCUGCACAAUGUCGAUUUAAAAGGAUAGGUCCCCGAUUAUGAAACAAAAA